Messenger RNA from Lactuca saligna, 1716 nucleotides. The record is from the annotation of a GenBank genome assembly. Lineage: Eukaryota; Viridiplantae; Streptophyta; Magnoliopsida; Asterales; Asteraceae.
AUAAUUUGUUUCUUUUCGUGUAUUUCCAUUUGAAACAGUUAAGCAAGUGCCCUUGAACACCCGAGUCCCUGACCCUCGAGCUGAAGCGUGCUGCGAAUCAAAGAAAACCCAUUGAUGUUUUCUUCCUAUCUUGCUCGAACAAUCAAACAACGCAUUUCAUCAAACACCUGGUAUUCAAUACCAAAAACUGGAUUACAACCAUUUUUCUACACUCCACCCAUCCCACCUUUAUCAAACAAUAGACUUCACCCAGAUAACAGAAAAUGGAAAUGUGAUAAUGAAAAAGCUUGGAGCUUGAUGAUAUGGGUGUUGGGGAACCAUAAAAAGUUCAACAAUGCUUGGUGUCUGAUUCGGGACUUGUAUCAAUCUUCCAUGAACACUCAACGCCCAAUGCUCAUCAUGAUCGACAGAUAUACAGCUGCAAACGAACCAGCUGAAGCUGUUCGUACAUUCCAAAUAAUGGAAAAGUUCAAACUUAGCCCUGAUCAGAAUUCAUUCUACUCACUUCUACACACACUCUGUAAACAUGGCUACAUUGAAGAGGCUGAAGAGUUCAUGUUUCUAAACGCAAAACUCUUCCCACUUGAAACCAAGGGCUUCAACAUCAUUCUUGAAGGCUGGUGUACUACAUUCAUAGACAUACUUGAAGCCAAGAGAAUUUGGAAAGAAAUGGACAAAUGUCAAAUAAUCCCAGAUGAACAUUCCUACACCCACAUGAUUUCUUGCUUCUCCAAAGUCAAUAACUUAUUCGAUUCACUAAGAUUAUACGAUGAAAUGAAGAAAAAAGGGUGGACACCGAAUCGAAAGGUUUAUAAUUCAUUAGUUUAUGUUCUUUCACACGAGAAUUGCAUUGAUGAAGCUCUUAGAAUAUUGGAGAAGAUGAAGAACAUGGGGUUAAAUCCCGAUUCUACCCCUUAUAAUUUUAUAAUACGUACGUUAUGUGAAUUGGGAAAACUAGAAGAUGCAAGAGGGAUAUUGUCAAGAAUGUUGGAAGAAAAUGUAAGCCCUAAUAUUGACACAUAUCAUGCUUUUCUUGAGGGCAUAGGCGUAAAUUUUGAAGAAAGUUUGGAGCUUGUUGAACGUAUGAAGAGAUCGGGAAAUGGGCCAACUCGGGAUACUUUUGUUAUACUUCUUGAGAAGUUUUUGGGUGUGGAUGAGGUUGAAAAUGCAUUGAAAAUUUGGGUGAAAAUGAAAGAUUAUGAAGUUUUCCCAAAUUCUAAACAUUUUGUGAUAAUGGUGGAAGGGUUAGUGAAGCAUGGAUUAAAAGUGAAGGCUAGAGAACUAUAUAAUGAAAUGAUAUCUAAUGGAAUUGUAGAGGAUCCGAAACUCACAAAGCUAUUGAAGGACUCAUUAGAAGAUGAAUGUAGAAAAAGUAAGAAAUCAAGACAUGAGGAGAGACGUGUGCGUAUGCAUCAUGGAAAGAAAUGGUUUAGUGUUAAAAAAAUCAAGAACAUAAAGUGAUCUUGAUGUAUUAUGUGGACUUGAUAUGUGGGGUUUUAAUGUUCUAAUUGGAUAACCAUACUUUGUUAUGGAAACUUUGUGGGAAGUUGAAGGUUGUGUAAAAGUUCAUUUGGAACAUGAAAUUGAAGAAAGAAUUUGAACAAGUUAUUAACUCAUUUUAAUAAGUGGUAAUAUGAGAAGUACAUGUGAGUUUUUAUAUUGAAUCUUCAUGUCCCAAUGUUUAAUGGAAUACAGGCAUGUCCUGAGAUUUUGUAG